AUGACUUUCGCCCUGCAUUACACAGGCGAAUAUAUGUACAUGCUGUACCACAAGUCGCGCGAGACUAUCGAGAAGGGUGACUUCGGUCCAUUGGCAGAGUUACACAGUGCAAUCAGUGGGCUGAAAAGCCUCUGCACAAUGCUAGCUGCAGACGGUAUCGAAACUUGUCGUCACGCAAUGGACGGUCACGGGUUUGGUGGUAGCAGUGGCCUCAAGCCGACGAUUAUGUAG
Plenodomus lingam JN3 is the source of this 231-nucleotide messenger RNA. The record is from RefSeq and is a predicted model, not a curated record. NCBI's taxonomy places the organism in Eukaryota, Fungi, Ascomycota, Dothideomycetes, Pleosporales, Leptosphaeriaceae.